This is a messenger RNA of Scomber japonicus (chub mackerel), 2584 nucleotides long. It is a transcript of the gene cpxm2, whose product is annotated as carboxypeptidase X (M14 family), member 2. The transcript has 14 exons. Gene Ontology annotation, molecular function: zinc ion binding; metallocarboxypeptidase activity. The coding region runs from base 84 to 2342 and encodes 752 amino acids. The record is from RefSeq and is a predicted model, not a curated record. Gene Ontology annotation, biological process: proteolysis. Lineage: Eukaryota; Metazoa; Chordata; Actinopteri; Scombriformes; Scombridae.
UUGAUGGGACGCAGCCUGGCAGCAGCAGCACGCUCCUCUGGAGACGGCAUUGGGACUCUCAGCUGGAGAUAAUCUCCAGGGUCAUGACAAGACAGCGCCUCAGCCUCUUCACCCCCCUGGCUCUGCUGGGACUCCUCGUGGGGCUUGCAAACCUCAGCUGUUGCUCUGCCGGUGAGGACGAGGAUUACUACAUGCAGGAGCUGCUGUCUAGAGAGCAGUAUAACCAGGUCCAAGUGGUGGAGAAGCCUGUGGCCUCAAUACCUGACAGGCAUGAGCACCGCAGCCAAAACCCUGCCAAGAAAGUGCCCAAGGGAAAGGCAGACAGUAGCAGGCAGACGGAUAAAACCACAGCUGAUGCAAAAUCAGUGAAAACAGCCAACAAAAAGGCAGAGAAGAACAAGAAAGGCGCUUUGAAAAUCCCAAACAGCGUCUCAGAAGGAGACAGACAAGACAAUCCAAUGAAAGAGGAAUGCCCUCCCAUGGGACUGGAGACACUGAAGAUUGAUGAUUUCCAGCUUCACGCCUCAACUACGAAACGCUACGGCCUCGGUGCACACAGAGGUCGUCUUAACAUUCAGGCUGGCCUUUAUGAAGAUGACCUCUAUGAUGGGGCCUGGUGUGCUGGGAGAGAUGACCCACUGCAAUGGUUCGAGGUGGAUGCCAGGAGGCUGACGAAGUUCACAGGGGUUGUCACACAAGGCAGGAGCUCCCUCUGGUCGAGUGAUUGGGUGACCUCCUACAAGGUCAUGGUGAGCAAUGACAGUCACACCUGGAUAACGCUGAAAAAUGGCUCAGAAGACUUGAUCUUCAGUGCCAACAGGGAAAAGGAGAUCCCAGUCCGGAACAUUUUCCCAACACCUGUGGUCGCCCGAUAUAUUCGAGUCAACCCUCGGUCUUGGUUUAGCAGCGGCAGUAUUUGUAUGAGAGUGGAGAUCCUUGGCUGUCCUAUGCCAGAUCCAAAUAAUUAUUAUCACAGACGCAACGAGGUCAUAACAACCGAUGACUUGGAUUUCAGACAUCACAGCUAUAAAGAAAUGAGGCAGCUUAUGAAGGUUGUAAAUGAAAUGUGCCCCAAUGUCACCCGGAUCUACAAUAUAGGAAAGAGCCACAGUGGCCUCAAGCUGUAUGCCAUAGAGAUUUCUGAUAACCCAGGAGAGCAUGAAGUUGGUGAACCAGAGUUCCGCUACACGGCAGGUUCCCAUGGUAACGAGGUGCUGGGACGAGAGCUUCUCCUCCUGCUGAUGCAGUUCAUGUGUCUGGAGUAUCUGUCAGGCAACCAGCGCAUACGUCACCUGGUGGAGGAAACCAGAAUCCAUCUCUUGCCAUCUGUCAACCCUGAUGGGUACGAGAAAGCCUUUGAAGUGGGUUCAGAGCUGAGUGGCUGGUCUCUAGGGCGCUGGAGCAACGAUGGAAUAGACAUUCAUCAUAACUUCCCCGAUCUUAACUCCAUUUUGUGGGAAGCCGAGGCCAAGAAAUGGAUCCCUCGCAAAAUGUUAAACCACCAUGUGUCCAUCCCAGAGUGGUACCAGUCUAAAAAUGCCUCAGUUGCCGUGGAGACGCGGGCUCUGAUAACAUGGAUGGAGAAGAUGCCCUUUGUACUGGGUGGUAACAUCCAGGGAGGGGAGCUGGUGGUGACCUUCCCAUAUGACAAAACUCGCUCCCUAGGGGUGGCCAGGGGGCCGACCCCCACCCCGGAUGACCAUGUCUUCCGCUGGCUGGCCUUCUCGUAUGCUUCCACCCACCGCCUGAUGACUGAUGCCAACCGAAGGGUCUGCCACACCGAGGACUUUGCUAAGGAGGACGGCACCAUCAACGGCGCAUCCUGGCACACUGCAGCUGGCAGUAUGAACGAUUUCAGCUAUCUGCACACCAACUGCUUUGAGUUGUCGAUGUAUGUGGGCUGUGACAAAUUCCCUCAUGAGAGUGAACUGCCUGAAGAGUGGGAGAACAAUCGCGAGUCUCUUCUUGUCUUCAUGGAGCAGGUCCAUCGUGGGAUCAAAGGUGUAGUGAGGGAUCUGCAAGGCCGCGGAAUAGCAAAUGCUAUUGUUUCUGUGGAGGGCAUCAACCAUGAUAUUCGCACAGCUGCUGAUGGUGACUACUGGCGCUUGCUGAACCCCGGAGAGUACAAAGUAACAGCCAGAGCUGAGGGCUACAGCAUUAGCAGUAAGAAGUGCGAGGUGGGCUACGAGAUGGGUGCCACCAGGUGCGACUUCACUAUCGGCCGCACCAACCUGUCACGCAUCAAAGAAAUAAUGGAAAAAUUCAACAAGCAGCCCAUCAAAUUGCCCCUCAGGCAGCUCCAAGCUCGCAGGUCCAGAGAAAGACGUUUGGGGACACAAUGACUGUAUGAGGAUGCCGGGGGGAGAAUUAAAAACAAACAUCUGCUCUGAUCAGACUGGGGUGAACUCCAAGCCUGGGUUUGGACCUCUGUCAGAUUCCUUCACAGUGCUGUCAGUGGAACGGCUGUUUGGAGAAAAUGAGGAUUAAUUUAAACGGGAUGCUUUAUUUGUUUUUUUUGUUUUGUUUCAUCCCAAGACAUAAGCUCUUUGUUCACUGUCAUCUCAACCUUUGUUUUUUUUAAUAU